GUCUUCCCAGGUGAGCACGCCGGCUUCAGGACAUGCACGCGCACAGCCGCAACGGGCAGGCGCACGUGCCUCGGCGGAAGCGCCGCAACCGCUUCGUCAAGAAGAACGGCCAAUGCAACGUGUACUUCGCCAACCUGAGCAACAAGUCGCAGCGCUACAUGGCGGACAUCUUCACCACCUGCGUGGACACGCGCUGGCGCUACAUGCUCAUGAUCUUCUCCGCGGCCUUCCUCGUCUCCUGGCUCUUUUUCGGCCUGCUCUUCUGGUGCAUCGCCUUCUUCCACGGUGACCUGGAGGCCGGCCCAGCGGUGGCUGCGGCGGGGGCGCCUGCGGGCAGCGGCGGGGCGGCUCCGGUGGCCCCCAAACCCUGCAUCAUGCACGUGAACGGCUUCCUGGGCGCCUUCCUGUUCUCGGUGGAGACGCAGACGACCAUCGGCUACGGGUUCCGGUGCGUGACGGAGGAGUGCCCGCUGGCGGUCAUCGCCGUGGUGGUCCAGUCCAUCGUGGGCUGCGUCAUCGACUCCUUCAUGAUCGGCACCAUCAUGGCCAAGAUGGCUCGCCCCAAGAAGCGGGCGCAGACGCUGCUGUUCAGCCACCACGCGGUCAUCUCGGUGCGCGACGGCAAGCUCUGCCUGAUGUGGCGCGUGGGCAACCUGCGCAAGAGCCACAUCGUGGAGGCCCACGUGCGGGCCCAGCUCAUCAAGCCCUACAUGACCCAGGAGGGCGAGUAUCUGCCGCUGGACCAGCGGGACCUCAACGUGGGCUACGACAUCGGCCUGGACCGAAUCUUCCUGGUGUCGCCCAUCAUCAUCGUCCAUGAGAUUGAUGAGGACAGCCCGCUCUACGGCAUGGGCAAGGAGGAGCUGGAGUCGGAGGACUUUGAGAUCGUGGUCAUCCUCGAGGGCAUGGUGGAGGCCACCGCCAUGACCACCCAGGCCCGCAGCUCCUACCUGGCCAGCGAGAUCCUGUGGGGCCACCGCUUCGAGCCCGUGGUCUUCGAGGAGAAGAGCCACUACAAGGUGGACUACUCGCGCUUCCAUAAGACCUACGAGGUGGCCGGCACGCCCUGCUGCUCCGCCCGGGAGCUGCAGGAGAGCAAGAUCACCGUCCUGCCCGCCCCGCCGCCCCCGCCCAGUGCCUUCUGCUACGAGAACGAGCUGGCUCUCAUGAGCCAAGAGGAAGAGGAGAUGGAGGAGGAGGCAGCGGCCGCUGCCGCGGUGGCCGCGGGCCUGGGCCUGGAGGCGGGCUCCAAGGAGGAGGCGGGCAUCAUCCGGAUGCUGGAGUUUGGCAGCCACCUGGAUCUGGAGCGCAUGCAGGCCACCCUCCCGCUGGACAACAUCUCCUACCGCAGGGAGUCCGCCAUCUGACCUCCAGGCCCUGCCCUCGCUGCUUCCCACAAGAGCCUCUGCUGGGGGUGGGACACCAGGACACCCCCUCCGCACUCAGGACAGAGCUGACCCUGGUUCCAUGGACCUUCUGGAGGGACGUGGGGGCCUCAAAGACUGGGACUUCAAAGUCCCUUCCUCCUGACUCCGGAGCCUAGGCCUGGGAAGGGCCCGGAUACUCUCCGCCCUGUCAGCCCGGGUCCCCCAGCACCUACCCACUGGCAGCUUAGGGACCCCAGACCCACCACCCUUUCCCCACUGACCCUUCAAGGACGUGCCCCUUUUGCUCUCAGAACCUUGGGGAAGGCGGCUGGACUGCU
Diceros bicornis minor is the source of this 1705-nucleotide messenger RNA. It is a transcript of the gene KCNJ4, whose product is annotated as potassium inwardly rectifying channel subfamily J member 4. The record is from RefSeq and is a predicted model, not a curated record. NCBI's taxonomy places the organism in Eukaryota, Metazoa, Chordata, Mammalia, Perissodactyla, Rhinocerotidae. Gene Ontology annotation, molecular function: inward rectifier potassium channel activity. The coding region runs from base 33 to 1367 and encodes 444 amino acids. The transcript has a single exon. Gene Ontology annotation, biological process: regulation of monoatomic ion transmembrane transport; potassium ion import across plasma membrane. Gene Ontology annotation, cellular component: plasma membrane.